Drosophila elegans is the source of this 2501-nucleotide messenger RNA. It is a transcript of the gene pHCl-2, whose product is annotated as pH-sensitive chloride channel 2. Gene Ontology annotation, biological process: regulation of membrane potential; chloride transmembrane transport; nervous system process. Gene Ontology annotation, cellular component: neuron projection; synapse; membrane. The record is from RefSeq and is a predicted model, not a curated record. The coding region runs from base 251 to 1831 and encodes 526 amino acids. NCBI's taxonomy places the organism in Eukaryota, Metazoa, Arthropoda, Insecta, Diptera, Drosophilidae. Gene Ontology annotation, molecular function: transmembrane signaling receptor activity; neurotransmitter receptor activity; extracellular ligand-gated monoatomic ion channel activity. The transcript has 2 exons.
GAACCCGACCCCAAAAAAAGUCAUCCGACAUCUGAUAUGUGAUAUUCUGCUACUAGCUACUAGCGAACUGGACAAGCGUUUUCACCAGCUUGGUGCCAAAAAGUUAAAUAGUUGAUCGAGAAAGGGCCAAGCGGAUGGCCGUGAAAACGCAGCUCGCGAAAAAGAAAAAAGAAAAUCGUCGCGAAAUCGUCGCACUCCUAGAAAAUUACUAACUGUGUCCCGUGAUUCAUAAACAACGACUUUGCAAAGAAUGGAUAUACUUGGAAUUCUUACACUUGUCAGCUGCUUGGGAUUAACAACAGCAUCCGGAGUGCAUUUGAGCGAUAUUCAGCAGAAUUUGGUUGCCAAUGGAUCUGUUAUGUUGGCCCCGUUAAACAACUCGGAUGCUUACAGUGUGUCCAUAAACCUAUCGCAAUCGACUGUUAACAAUUGUCCUUCCCUGGAAAACGCAAGAUCUAUUGCACAAAUGGAGUUUCUGACACGAUUAACCGCCGGUUGUCGCUACGACAGAAUGGUGCCACCCACGGUCUAUAACAAAGAUGGUGAGGAGAAGCCCUUGGACAUCUAUGCCCGGUUCUAUAUUUACGUGAUGAAGAACUUGGACUCGAGUGAUCUGCAGUUUAUGGUGCAGGGUCUUUUGCAAUUGCGCUAUGAGGAUCCCCGACUGGCCUUCUCCAGUUACCUGCCCAAUCAAAGGCAGCCAAUAAUGGGAGAAUCCGAACUAAAGAAAAUGCUCUGGGUGCCACAUAUUUUCCUGACCAACGAGGAGGCCUCCAGCGUCUUGGGCACCAGUGCCAAGGACGAACUGACCUCCAUUUAUCCAAAUGGUACGGUUUUGAUCACCACAAGACUUCAGGCCACUCUCUACUGCUGGAUGAACUUCAAGAAGUUUCCGUUUGACGAGCAAAAGUGCACCACAAUCCUGGAGAGCUGGAUGUACAAUACUUCGCUGGUGGAACUUCACUGGGAGACCGUGAAGCCCGUGAGUUUCGACAAGCAACUUCAGCUGACGGAAUAUAACCUCAUUGGUUCGCUCUACAACGAGUCAAUCAGGGUGUCCAAUGGUUCCUUUAUGACUCAUGGCUCUUUGGAGGGCAACUACAGUAUUAUUAGCUUUACUGUUUUGCUUACACGCGAAGUAGGUUACUAUGUGAUUGACUACUUUUUGCCUUCGAUCAUGAUUGUUACCAUUUCGUGGGUGUCCUUCUGGCUGCAGGCAGAUCAAACACCAGCGAGAACUACUCUGGGUUGCACCACCCUGCUGUCUUUUAUCACACUAUCCCUGUCGCAGGAGAACGAUCUGAUGAAGGUGAGCUAUGUGACCAUGUCGGAGGUGUGGUUCCUGGUAUGCACCAUCUUCAUCUUUGGCAGCCUGGUGGAGUUUGCCUUUGUAAACACCAUUUGGCGCAGGAACAACGAUCUACAGCUCAAGAAACGCACUACCAAAUACAUUGUCAAAAACACUUUUGUGCCGAAGAGACAUAGACAUCGGCAUGGUUAUAAACGGACCGAUAGCACCAUAAGUACCAUGAGCUCCACUAGCAUGGACAAGUCCUGUGGUCGUGAAAAUACUGUGAUCACCAUCGAGACACCCAUAAUCAUAGGAGGCAGUUUCAGUCGCGAGGAUUCGGCCAUUAGUUUGGAUGAGCAAGAUGAGUCCUCCAAUGCGUCGUCCGGUGAUUCUACAAAGGAAAAACCCGCCCCCCAAACUUUUGCCACGAUGACGCCCAAGGAAGUGUCCCUGUGGAUCGACCGAAAGAUGCGAUUCGUCUUCCCGCUCUCCUUCAUUGUUUUCAACGCCCUGUUUUGGACUCUGGUCUACUGCCUGUGAGGUGUUUUUCGAAGGGAGGGAGAGAGCCAUUCUGUGAUCCUGGAGCAUCCUCACCACUUGCCUCAAUAGACUUAGUCCCUUAGCCCUAGAUGCACAUACCUAUUUUAGAAAACUAGAGCUGUUCAAAAAAAAACAUAAACACACAGAACAAACUUAUGAAAAUCUACACUUCUAUAGAAACGUAGUAAAUCUUAGUAUGCAUAACACAUGAAAUUUAACAUGCGUUAUAUUUAUAUUAAAAAUUAUGAUUUUAUACUUAACUAAAAAAAUUACAGGUUUCAAUUCAAUUAUUUAUCAGUGUAAAAAGGUGUAUAAUCUUAAAAAUACAAAGAAAUCAUGACUACUUAUUCGCUAAAUUUAAUCACGAGCUAAUUUUAGUCGCCGAAUCAAAAAAAAUUGUUCAAUCUAGGGUUAAGGCCUGUUUACACGAUCUGAGUUUCCAUCUGAGUUAUUGCUCAAAUGGUGUAAACACACCGGUCUAAAGUAUUAAACUGAGAUUUCAGAUAUAAGCUCCGAACACAUAUAUAACCUGUUCUUUUUUAUCGCUCCCUUUAAGCUAUAAAAUACCAAAAAACUUUGAUGAGAACUCAGUUUGCGUAGAGAGGCCUUGCCUUUAAUCCACAUAACCAGCAGACAGGUGUGGAGUUUUCCCCAGCAAGGGCAAACGAAC